CGCUGAUUGGCUGUCUCACGGCUGCGGAAGUGAGUCAGUGUGGCGUUGCAGGUUAGCUCGCGUACAGCAACAAGAAGAGAAUAAACAUGUGUUAGUUAUUAUAUAUUUUCAAAACAAUAUCGUAAAACAGCUCAAAGGUGCUGUGAAGGAUGGAGGCGGAGGACGGAGCGCGUGUCCGGAAUGAAGAUGUUCCUCCGCAGAACCAGGAUCUAAGUUUCCUUCAACCGUCUGUCACUGCGUUCAUGUCGGAGUAUGGCUGGUAUCUGCUGUUCGGAUGUGUUGGAGUGUAUCUGCUCAUCCAGCAUCUCCGCAAGAGCAGAUCCUCCACACAAACACGCAGCUCGUCUGGCUCAGCCGAGGCUCACGAUGUGGGGUCAGUGGUGAGGCGUCAGGAGGCUCUGGAGGCGUCCCGCAGGAGAAUGCAGGAGGAGCAGGACGCCAGAGCAGCUGAGUUCAGGGAGAAACAGCGCAUGCUGGAGGAGGAGAAGAGGAGGCAGAAGAUCGAGAUGUGGGACAGCAUGCAGGAAGGAAAGAGUUACAAAGGGAGCGCUAAAGUUGCACAACAGAACACAGAAGAGGCGGCUUCAUCCAGCUCGCUGAGACCAAAGACAGAGAAGAAACCCCUGCGCAGCAGUGGCUACAGUCCUCUGUCAGGAGACGCUGGAGGCUCGUGCUCCUGGAGGCCCGGCCGCAGAGGCCCGUCUGCUGGAGGAUGAGGAUAAACGCCCGUCAGACUCGUCUCUGACGCUCCCACAGGAACACACACAUCUAUAUCUGAAUGAAGCUGUCAGCCUCAUCACUGCACAAUAACUCCCAUAAUACACACAAUACAGAAUCAUUGCAUUUCCAAUCAUGCAUACUGUUACUUUUAGUCACACUUUACAAUAAGGUUUCAUAACUGAAGUAUUUACUUACUUAUAAUGAACAAUACUAGUACAGCAUUUGUUAAUCAUAGUUCAACAUUACCUAAUGCAUUAUUCAAAUCCUAAAUCAUCAUCGUUAACACUAUGAGCUAGCAUUAAAUGGCUUUAUUUUCAUGAACUAACAUUAACAGAGCUAAAUACUGUAAUAUAUUGUUUAUGUAAGUAAAUAUUAACUAAUAUGUCCUAUUGUAAACCAUAUUAACCUAUUUAUUUAUAUUACUCAACAAAUAUAUGUAUUCUUAAAUGAAUAUACUGUAGUGCGCAGCUUAAAACAAACAUAUUCAGUUAAAUUAAAGGUUAAAUUACACAAUAAUGCUUAAAAUAGACAAUUAUAUACUUCUUUUAUGCAUAAUAAUCACAUUUGCGAUCAAAAUGACGUCAAUAUCCACAUUUGUUUUUCUUUUCUGCCUUGUAAAUGAUUUUUAAACAAGUGUUUUUCACUUUCUUUAUGAUUAUUAUGAUGGUUAUUAUGCCAGUGUAUGAUUGACGGCUUCAGAUGACGCCUCCUCACCAAAGGUAUUAUUUACUCCCGAGGCGGCUGAUGAGUUUCAGUAAUGAAACGUGUUCCUCUUUUUUUAUUUCGUUGUUGCUUUUGCACUUAAAUGCUGUGCUAAAUACAAAUCUAGAGGGAUUUAAAGGGGGCAGAUCACUCAAAAAUGAAAGUUUCCUUGUUUACUUACUCACCUACAGAACAUGCAAGAUCGUAGGCACUUUCUUUCUUCUUCAGCAGAACAUUAAAGAAGCGUUUAAGCUGAAUCUGACGUGAUUCAUAUAAUGAAAAUAAAUGGUGAGCAGUUUUUUUUUACAUUAAUAAUAAACGCAUAUCAAUGAGUCCAAGUCAGUAGUCAUGGCACACUGAGGUUUCUAGAAGUAAAAUGAUUGGUCUGUGUAAGACAUUAAACAUGAUGCACAAUAUUAUUACCUUAAAUCCACAGCCUGCUCAAUGUAGUCCAAUUGUAACUUCAAUUACAAAUACGGAAGAAAGCAUGCUAGGAUGGAGGAAAUCAAAAGAGAAAUAUAUUCAUCAUCAAAGGUGCCUAGACCAGGGGUCACCAACCCUGUUCCUGGAGAGCUGCCUUCCUGCAGAAUUCAGUCCCAACCCUGAUCAAACACACCUGAACCAAUUAAUAGUACCUAAAGCAGCACUUGAUAAUUACAAACAGGUGUGUUUGGUCAGGGUUGCAACUGAAAUGUGCAGGAAGGUAGAUCUCCAGGAACAGGGUUGGUGACCCCUGGCCUAGACUACAUUUACAUAAGAAUAGAGAUGCACUGAUUUAUUGGUUAAAUUGUGUUUUUGGAUGGGUUUUUUUCCCGAAAAAGAAAAAAAUGAGCGAAAUAAUGCACCAAUAACAGGACUUUUUAAGCGUUCACAGCUAGGUAAAGUAACUCAAUCACUGUCAAUUAAAAUUUUACCUUCAUAUAAUGAACUAUCAUAAUUAAUUGUCAUGGUUUAAGUGACAGAUGCAUUUAAAAAGUCUUACUUUAUUUAACAAGUACUAAAUUGUUACGGCAUUUUCAUUUCAUUUUUUAUUUCAAGUGCAUCCAGAAUUUUAGGUUUCCUCCCUGAAUUUUCAUUUCAGCGCAUCCCUGCAAUCUUGAUUUCCAUUUUUGUGAAUUGUGUCACACAAGAAAUAUCUGUUAAUGAACAGUUUCUGUAUUUUGUGAUUCACAGGUGUGUGUUUUUGUGUUGAUUUACAGUUGUGAACUGCAUUAUGAGACCUUAAUCUCUGCUCUGUUGAAUUUUGAUGAUGAUUUUUUUUUUAAAGUUGAAAAUUUUAAGUUCUAUUGACAUUUUAGUAGUUUGAAAUAAUAUUUAGAGAAAUAAGAUUGUAAAAUAGCAGAAAAUGUACUGGCGGUUUAUUAUGAGGCUUUUGUUGUGUAAUAUACAACACCAAUCCAGACAAUAUAUCACUUUAAACUAUGAAAAAUGUUCACUUUUUCCAACUUUUCAGUGUUAUAAGUUAUUGGAAGAUCAAGAGCCCAUAAUGCGAUUCAAAAGCAGAAAUAAAUUAGGUAAAAUACAAACAUGAAUCACAAAAAACAGAAAACUGCUCAUUUAUGAAUAUUUUUAGAGUGCAUAUUAGUUUACAGUUAUGGCUCCAUUUACACAAGUUCCCUAAAGAAAGUCACUUUCAGGCCAUUUAAACAGUUCUCAGCGCAUAUGCGACUGGAGUCUGAAUGUAGUCCUGUCACUUCAAGUGAGCGACCUAUAAUCUUGGCUAUGCAGUUUGUUGAUUAAAGUGGGUUUAAAGAGUGGGAAUAAAGCUAAUAACAUUGUAAAUAAUGCUCAAUUUCUUCAACAAACUGAUUAUUUCACUUCACCUGACCUCAGUGUGUCAUUAGGAGCCACAACUAUUGAUCUGGACUUAAUCUAAAAAACCUGUCACCAUUCACUGCCAUUAUAUAAACCACCAAGGACCCCUGAUUCAGCUCAAAUCUUCUACUGACAUCUUGGAUGAGGUGAGAGCCAGUAAAUUAACUGGGUAAUUUCAUUUUUGUGUGAGCUAUUCCUUGAAUACAAACGCAAAGUGCUAUAUUUCUAUUGUUUGUGGUGUUUGUAUUCUGUUGUGAAAGUAGGAGUUACUGAUGUGUCUUUAGUGUUGCGCGAUCUGUUUUCUGAAGCUUUUCUUCAGAAAUAUUCCUGCUUUGGAGAUUCUUUCAAUUAAAAAGCAUAUUUGCCCAAUGUUUGUAUGUGUUCUUUAUCAGGACAACGAAUUUUAAAGGGACAGUUCACCCAAAAAUUUAAAUGUAGAAGCCUCAAGUGCUUCUAAACCUUUCUUCUGUUAAACACAAAAUAAAAUGUUUUGAAGAA
This is a messenger RNA of Danio rerio (zebrafish), 3735 nucleotides long. RefSeq names its product selenoprotein S (gene selenos). The record is from RefSeq and is marked reviewed. NCBI's taxonomy places the organism in Eukaryota, Metazoa, Chordata, Actinopteri, Cypriniformes, Danionidae. Gene Ontology annotation, biological process: intracellular protein transport. Gene Ontology annotation, cellular component: endoplasmic reticulum membrane; cytoplasm.